CAGGGAAAUGCUUCCGUAAUUACAUCCGAACCUCGCUCGAGCGGGCCUUCAAGUUGCGAGUCUAGCUAGACUAGCUAGCAAGUCGUACUCACUACUUUGUGCAGAUUUAGAAGUCAGAAGAUACUCUCGGAGCGUCAUAUCGCACGUCUCAGAGGACAUGCCGGAAUGUCCGACCUGCAAUCGAUGGUUCGACGUCGACAUCGAGCUGCUCAACGCUCACGUCGCUAGCCAUUACGACGAAGAGGCAUCCAAUCCGCUGACAGAGGCCGGCCCGGGCGAGUCUGGGACAUUCGAGAUGAGGAUAGACAAGUCGAACUCUUCGGCUUAUAAGAGAAAGUACCCUGACGACGAAGUCGCAAGCCGGGUCGAUGAUCAGUCGGUACCCGCGGGCCAGCUAAAGACGCAUGAUAUGGAUGUUCCCGAAUGUUUCGUAUGCGGUCGAUCGUUGGAAGCUUUCACGGGGGAAGAACGACAGGUGCACGUCAACGGAUGCCUUGAUUCCGCGGGGUCCAGUGAAGACGAACAGAUAGCACAAGAUGUCGCUGAGGGCGACAGCAGGCGAGAAGAAGGGUUGACGCAGGACAAGAAUACAUCGACAUCGCUUGGAGGCAGAUUGGUUAAGCUGGGAAAGUCAGGCUGGAAAGCAGGUGAUCCAAGGCAGAGUGGAGACCUUUGGUGGUCACCAGCAGACUGUUCAGUUGAUCGCUUGCCACCCAACUUUACACCAGGCCUUAUACCUAUCCUGAAGAAGAUUCUACUUGCCGCGAAUUCGCAGGGCGUCACACGCAGAGCGGUCUUGUGCGCCGAAGGGGUCUGUCAUAUCAAGAGCAGUAUGGGCUUCGAUAGCGGUUGGGGUUGCGGAUAUAGGAACCUCGAGAUGGCGUUGACCGCGCUGCUAUCCAGCACACCCGAAUACCGACCGGUGUUCCCCUCGGCGGACCCAGCGGGCCGGUCGGAUUCGCCUGGGGUGAGAAACUUACAGGUGUGGAUGCAACAAGCCUGGGAUAGUGGGUUCGAUACCCAAGGACGGAACCAGUUGCAAGGCAAGAUUGUGGGCACGAAGAAAUGGAUCGGUACUUCAGACAUUUACGCUGCCAUGGUGGCGAAAGGCGUUCCCUGCUAUCUCCACGAUUUCCCGAAACCGACAGGAGCAAAAUGGCACUCGACGACGACGACCCAUUCUGCGCUCACCGCCUAUGUACAGAAGUAUUUCGAUGAAGACGUCACACUCCCUGAUGCCGAACAGCAGGACAAGCCAAAGACGGCUUUCGACAAGCUGAUGGACAGGCAAUCUUCUACUGCUGUUCGAUCAUCCAGCAAGUUGCCUUUGAUUCUACAGCAUUCUGGCCACUCGAGAACGAUUGUGGGGUAUGAGAUCAAUUCGCACGGGAGCACGAACCUAUUGUUGUUCGAUCCAGGCAGCACGAUACCCAAAGACAUUAGGCGCUCGGCAAUCGAGCCAUUCGAAUUGACGAGUCCUCCUGACGGAGAAGAAGACGAACAGGGCAUCGAUGGUAGCGAGCUGGUUGCGCCUACAGGUGCAGGGGCAGACGAGGUCCGAUCAGACGAAGAAAUUGACGGAAAGGGUUGGGUGAGGAAAAAGGUCGACCAGGUCAAGACCAAGCGCCGGAAAAAAAGCAAGAACAAGGGCAAGGCGAGCGAGGUCGGCGGGAAUAGCAACAACAACAUCAUGGGCAAGGGAAAAGCGGAAUGGGAAGCCAAACCCGUCAAGGCGUUAAACGCUUUCCGGGUCAACCUCGGCGCGCUCAGUAAGAACCAAGAAUACCAGAUCUUGCGGUUUACGGGCGGACCCCUGAUGAAGGAAGAAGAACGCAGGCAGUACCGGCUGAUCAGGGCCGAGAGGAUGACUUGAGAGGUCAUCCAGAAAGUGCGGGUAGGACGAAUGGAAAGAAAGACCAAAGCAGCAUGAUCAUCCAAACUGUAUCCUUUACAUAUCACAUACAACGCAGUCAUCGUUACAUGCCCCGUAAUCGUUAUUUGUCGUUAAAACCAGGCAUCCUCUAUGUCUCUUUGUCGUGGUUGCCUCGAGGACACCUUCAAUCUGGCGUCCAGCUUUUCAAUGUACACAUUCUUCUUUAUGUGAAUCGGAUCAAGAGGUACGUCCAUACCCAAGCGAUCAUGACGACCAGGAGGGAGACGAUCGUCAACCAG
Molecule: messenger RNA, 2172 nt
Organism: Filobasidium floriforme
Lineage: Eukaryota; Fungi; Basidiomycota; Tremellomycetes; Filobasidiales; Filobasidiaceae
Product: peptidase family C78-domain-containing protein
Exons: 14
Coding region: 158-1873 (571 amino acids)
Source: RefSeq, a predicted model, not a curated record